AUGUUUGUUCCUUUGGCUGCCGUUGUCCUUCUGCAGGUCUUGGGAUUUGCCAAUUCUCAAGGAGGUUGUGGUGAAACUUGUCCGCCCCUAAACUACGGCACACCGGUCCCGUCUCUUUGUGAGGGAGAUCUUGCGGAAAACUAUACCAACAUCGACCGAGUAUAUGAGACUUGUCAUCCCACCGUUGGUGAUACCUUUAUGUUUCGAGACUUUAUGGGAGCAGGAAGAGUGACGGUUGUGAGCAACUUUUACAUUGGUUGUAAUGCGGGACGGCGAGAAACUGGAGUCUUCACGCAUGUGGCUCAACGGUACUAUCAACAAUACGGCGAUAGAACCAACUUUGUGACAAGUCUCAAGGGAGGUACCAACUGCGAGCGUUGGGCUGGUAUUUGGCAACUGGAUGCCAUCACUCUCUUCCCAGAUUCAGGCAUUGUACCUAGAGAAGUUCCUCUCACUGUCCUGGACCAGGAUUCUGCGCUUCGAGAUGACUUUUUCACCGCGCCCUUUCCCCAUCCUUCGUAUGUGAUUCUCGAUGGUGAUCUUAAAGUGAGGCACAAGAUCGUUGGUCCGUGUUGUGGCUUUGAGAGUUUCUUUGACUGCGUCGCUGAUACCGCCAGAGGUUUGGAACAGACUCUGACGAGAUACAUUGAUGCCAUUUUGGCAGAACCAGUGGUCGAAUCAGGUAUGGAGGCACCACCAGCUGAACCCAUGGUUCCAGAUCCAGCCCCCGGUGACGAGCCUGCGACGGCGGAUUCCCAGUGCACUUGGUCGGAUUGGUCCGAGUGUAGCGUGACCUGUGGUGACGGCAUUCAGUUUCGUUGGAGUACUGGAGAAUGUGAAGGAGCGCCCGUCGUCACUCAACCUUGUUCCAUGGCACCUUGCGUGGAGGAUGCUGCCCAAUGUGUACCCGAGUUUGGCGCAACGCACGAAGUUGUCACUGUGGCAUCCGGAUUUGAUGGUCCUCGUGAUCUGGCUUUCCACCCCACACCUGGCUUUCACCUAGGAAACUUUUCAGAGGGCCGACCUUUUUACCCUGACGAAGGCGAAGAGGCGUGGAUCGUCAACGCUUUGAAUCACUCAGUAUCGAUUGUUGCUUCGCUCGGCAGUCCCAGGCAGACCACCAUCAGUAGAAGAGAUCGAGGAUACUAUCACUACAUGAUCAAUGCGACAGCACUGGCCUUUAACAUGGUUUCAGAUUCAGGCCGCUCUUCUGAUCGUGACUCGUUCAACUACUGGGCUGUUUGUAACGAUGACAUGAACACCUAUUUGGGCCUCAAAGAGCCCAACAAUUUCAUGGGACCCACGCUGUACAACAGUGCUCCUCGUAAUCGCAACAUUGUCAAUCGACUGGGGGAAGAGUGUGAACCAGACGAGGAAUGCUUCUUCUUGCAUGCUGACAUGCUGCACGAGGCACCAGGUUGUAUUGGGAUGGCGCAUGAUCCUGAAUUGAGGACCACGUACGGGAAUGUGUACUGGCUUUUUGACACUACAGGCAAUCAAGAGAACGGACAGCUUGUGAGGUUUGAUUUCCAGCAACCCCACGGCCCGGGUAGCAUGGACCACUCCAUUGCAGCCGUGCGACGGUUCCCGGACGUGCAACUCACACGAGGUGACCCUGGUGUCCACGCUGGAAUGAUAGUCCACCCUGUAACACGAGAACUGUUCAUUUCUGUGCCUGGUGAAAACAAGGUUAUUGCUGUUCAUGCUGACUCUGGAGCCUACGCGAGAACAGCAAGGCAGGAGUAUCCGAUCUUUAGCAGCCGACUUCCGUCGUUUGAAUACAGCAUUUGGGAGUGUCCCGAGCAACGCGACUUUGCGACUGACAUCGACACCCCAACAGGUCUGGCCAUUAGCCCGGACGGUGAACGGUUGUUCGUGGCUGAGAGAGCAACUGGAAUUAUUCACGCCUUUGAAAUCAAAUCGGGCUCUAAAUUGUUUGGUAUUGCUACAGGAUACUCUACCAUUGGUGGAAUGGAGUUCUCACCCACAUCUCAAGUGUUGCACUUUGUCGAUGAGGCCACCAAUACACUCAAUGCUGUGCGACCCAACUCCACAUGUGCCAGUCCUGUCCCCAGCCGCGUCAACCCAUCGUUUGACAGCAUGGCCACAACAGCACAAGAAACACUGGGGCGAGACUUCUCCUUGUACAGGGACUACGAAUGUGUUGUGGACGCACUAAUCCCCGACGCAAUCUACUUCGAUCAAGUUCACGAUGACACGGGAUAUGCCAGCAACGAUACCAAUGUACAAAGCAACAUGACCGGAAUGGAUGCAUCAGCUGCUUUGCUUGCAGACAGGUUUGAUUGUGAGUAUGACUCCGAAUUGAACUUUGAUGCCCUCCUCUUGGGUGGAUACUUUUGCCAUCAAUGCCUGCCAUCCGGAGGAGCCGAGUGCGACCCAGGCGGUCGAUGUGCCAACGUACAGUGGGACGGGUACACAUGCGACAAUGAGUUUCUGGUAGUCCAGGAUCCCUCGACCGAUGCUGUUAUGCUGACGUACCCCGACCACUCGCCAGUUGACAUGCAGUCGGUGAUGCUCAAACCAGGUGUCACAUAUCGGUUUACUGUGAAGGGUGACAUUACAGCCUGUUUGUACGACUCUCCCGACCCGGCAGCAAAUCCCAUUGAAAGUGGCUGCAUGACCAAGGGUCCCCUGUUGACUUCGAUUGAUGCUGGAAGCUCUCGAACUUUCGAUCAGGGUGUGUACUUGCGUGCCGACGGCGAGCUCAUCAUGCUUCCAGUCGAGCAGCGAAGACUCAGGAGCUAG
This is a messenger RNA of Seminavis robusta, 2766 nucleotides long. The record is from the annotation of a GenBank genome assembly. Lineage: Eukaryota; Bacillariophyta; Bacillariophyceae; Naviculales; Naviculaceae.